Molecule: messenger RNA, 963 nt
Organism: Staurois parvus
Lineage: Eukaryota; Metazoa; Chordata; Amphibia; Anura; Ranidae
Source: the annotation of a GenBank genome assembly
CUGCAGAUUGGAACCAAAGGAACCAUUAAACCUUCCCCAAACUUCAAUGCAGCAGACGAUGUUCAGAAGUUGCGGAAAGCCAUGAAAGGGAUGGGUACUGAUGAAGAUGCCAUCAUUGAUGUGAUUGCACAAAGAACCCUUGCCCAGCGUCAGGAAAUCAAAACUGCUUACAAGGUCUCUGUAGGAAAGGAUUUGGAAGAUGACCUGAAAUCUGAGCUGACAGGAAACUUUGAAAAAGUGAUUCUUGGCCUGAUAACCUCAUCAAUUCUCUAUGAUGUUCAGGAACUGAAGAAAGCCAUGAAGGGUGCAGGGACCGAUGAAGGCUGUCUGAUCGAAAUCUUGGCUUCUCGAUCAACAAAAGAAAUUCAAGACAUUAAUGCAAAUUAUAAACUGAAAUAUGGCAAGUCUCUAGAGGAUGAUAUUUGCUCAGACACCUCUUUUAUGUUCCAGAGAGUGCUGGUAGCUAUGGCUGCUGGAGGAAGAGACCAGAGUGAUAAUGUGAAUGAUGAACUUGCCAAACAGGAUGCAAAGGACCUAUAUGAAGCUGGUGAGAAAAAAUGGGGGACCGAUGAAGUGAAAUUUUUGACCGUUCUUUGCACUAGAAACAGGAAGCAUUUACUGAAAGUUUUCGAUGAAUAUAAAACGAUUUCAAAAAAAGAUAUCGAGGCCAGUAUAAAAUCUGAGAUGUCUGGACACUUUGAAGAUGCUCUACUGGCCAUUGUGAAAUGUGCAAAAAGCAGGCCUGGUUACUUUGCCGAAAGAUUGUAUAAAUCCAUGAAGGGCCUAGGCACAGACGACAACACGCUUAUCAGAGUGAUGGUUUCCCGCUGUGAAGUUGACAUGUUGGAAAUCCGUUCAGAGUUCAAGAAGAUGUAUGGCAAGUCUCUGCAUUCCUUUAUCAAGGGAGAUUGUUCUGGAGACUACAGGAAGGUGCUUUUGAAGCUUUGCGGAGGAGAAGACUGA